UGAAAAUAUAAAUUUUUAUGUACUUUUGGUAUCUUCCGAUCACGUUUUCAAUCUGAGGCUGUGUGCGCAAGUCUCGCGUGAUUUCCGCGGAUGAUAAAAUUCCAUGGGAAGGACUGUGAGAAUUUCUACAGCUGGUUUAAAAAAGCAUGCCCUGUGAAGUGAAGCCUCGGUUCGUGCUGCUGUACGGGUCUCAGAAGGGUCAGGCUCAGUCCAUAGCAGAAGGGAUCGCUGAGGUUGCAGAGGAGCAUGGACUAGUCGCUGAUCUCAGCUGCUUGGACAACAACGACAAGUACAAUUUGGAGAAGGAGAAUGCCCCAGUGGUCUUUAUUGUGUCUACUACUGGAGACGGGGAACCGCCAGACAAUGCCAUCCAAUUUGUAAAGCGCAUCAAGAAGAAGACUCUCUCCACUCAUCACUAUAAACACCUUUGCUAUGCACUUUUAGCUUUAGGAGACACAAAUUAUGCAAACUUCUGCAACUGUGGGAAGACAAUUGAGCGACGUCUACAGGAACUCGGAGCCAAACAAUUCUAUGCAACGGGAUAUGCAGAUGAUGGUGUAGGGUUGGAGGUGGUCGUCGACCCCUGGCUUGACGGACUGUGGAAAGCAAUCAAAGGAGUCUUAUCAAAAAUGGCUUCUGAUAGGACUGGUUACUUGAAAGGAGAAGCAGGGGAUUCACCAAAGGAAACUCCUGAUUCAUCUGUGCCAGACAUCCAACUAAACCUCUUAAGCAUCACGGACCGCCAGAACUGCGAGUCGGUCAGAGCGUCCACAGAAACGGUUCUCAAAUUUGCAUCUGCUGCUUCAGAUUCUACUACACACACUGCAGUUUCAGAUCUCAGGCCAGCUUCUCCUACAGUGAGCCCUGGGUUGUCAUCCAACUCUUGUGGCGCUGCCAGUGUUUCUACAUCAGGAACAGAAACACAGACGGGGGAUGCUGGAGUUCCCCAUGUUGCAUUGGCAGCCUUACUGACACGCUCCCUUCCACCGCUGUCUGAGUCCUCUCUUAAUGUUCCUGCUCUGCCUCCCCCUUACCUGGAUGUCUCUCUUCAGGAGGUGGACACUGUGGAUCAGAUUGUUGGACCGUUAAACCAAGAGACUCUUCAUGAGGUUCCCAUAUCCAGGGCAGUUCAGCUGACCAGAGGAGAUUCAGUCAAGAUGGCCCUUCUCUUAGAGCUGGACAUCUCUGCUUACCCGACGAUGACACAUCUUCCAGGGGAUUCGUUUGAUGUGUUCUGCCCGAACAGGGAGGCUGAGGUGGAGGCUAUGCUCCACAGAUUGGGUCUCCAUAAUCAGAAGAACCACAGAGUACAUAUUUCUCUACAUAAAGACACAAAGAAAAAAGGUGCCAAGGUGCCGCCCUACAUUCCCCAGAAUAUUUCUCUGCUGUACCUGCUCACAUGGUGUCUAGAGAUCAGACAUGUUCCUAAGAAGGCUUUUCUCCGGGCGUUGGUGGAGCAUACAGGCGAUGGUGUGCAGCGGAGGAGACUGCAGGAGCUCUGCAGUAAACAAGGCGCCGCAGACUACAACCUCUAUGUGAGAGACCCGAGCCUCAGCCUACUGGAGCUUCUCACAGCCUUCCCAUCCUGCCUGCCUCCGCUCAGCCUCCUUAUAGAGCAUUUGCCGAAACUGCAGCCCAGGCCUUAUUCAGCAGCCAGCUCCUGUCUUAGGCACCCAGGAAAGCUGCAUUUUGUCUUCAACGUGGUAGAGUUCCCAGCAUGCUCUGGGCGGCCUGCGGGGAGGCGAGGCUUGUGUACCGGUUGGCUCUUUGACCUCAUCAAUCCUGUCCUGGUUUUCCCAGAGAAAGCAGAAUCCUCUGGCAGCUCGGCUCUGCCAAAGAUCCAUGUGAGUUUGAGACCCACCUGCCCCUUUCGGCCUCCCUCUGACCUGUCGGUGCCCUUCGUAAUGGUCGGACCAGGCACAGGAGUUGCGCCUUUCAUCGGCUUCCUCCAGCAAAGAGAAAAGGAGAGGGAGGAGAACCCUGAGGCCACGUUUGGCGAGACCUGGCUGUUCUUCGGUUGUCGCCACAGAGACAGAGACUACCUGUUCAGAGAGGAGCUGGAGGGCUUUGUGUCCAGCGGCACUCUGAGCCACCUCAAGGUGUGUUUCUCAAGAGAUGUCCAGGAGGAGAAGGAGGAGACUGCCAACUCUGCAGCACCAAGCAGAUACGUCCAACACAACCUGCUACUUAACAGCCAACACAUCACUGACAUCCUGCUCAGACGGAACGGUUGCAUCUAUGUCUGCGGAGAUGCUAAGAACAUGGCUAAAGACGUGAACGACACCCUGAUGGAGAUGAUCAAGUCAGAGCUUCAGGUGGACCAGCUGGAGGCCAUGAAGAAGCUGGCGGCGCUGAGAGAGGAGAAACGCUACUUACAGGACAUCUGGGGCUGACGGUGGAUGACGAGAUAAGAGCAUUUUGCAGCAUCCAUUGGGUUUUUUUUUUUUUUUUUUUUUUUUUUUUUUAAGCAUGCUCAGCUGUAACCUCUAGAACCAUAAAAUUGUGGAUGCUGAAGCCUGGAGUCAGUUUACACCACCCAAUGCUGCCGAGAUGGAGUGUACCAUGCUGACCUGGGGGAUAUCGGUUCACUACAUCAUCUUGGGCUUUGCUGCUUGAGCAGAAAUGACCUUGGUCAGGGCAAUAGUGCUGGAGAUUGGUCCAGCAGUGUGAAAAUGCUUUUAGUGUAGACAAGCCUCCUUCCCUUCGUCCUGUCUGGGGAAAAGGCAUUUACUUCCGUUGGCUGUGAUGGAGUGAUUUUGAUGAGAAUGAGAGUGGGAUAUCGCCCCAACCUAGAUGGAAACACAGCAAUCUGUAGUUCUUUAACCACUCUCUCUCUCUCACUCACACACACACACACACACACACACACACACACACACACACACACACACACACACACACUCACAUACACAGACCGUAAAUUGGUUAUUAUUCUUUUUUUUUUUUAUUGUUGGAAUAUGUCAAACUUCCUCUAAAUGCACCACGGUAUACCUCUGAAGUCAUCAUUUCUAUCUAAAUAAUGAGCGAAUAUUUUCUAAAAUAAGUAGUUAUCCUGCAGUAUCGUGUAGUACAAUAUUUUUUAUCCAAAACACUGUGGAUACAUUCAACUAUUUUUUUGCUGUUUUGGAGAUAAUGGAGACACAUUUAUAAUAUAUGUGAUCUUAAAAAGUGUCCUGUGUAAAUGAAGACCUUGGAGAUGAGGACAGGUUACAGUGAUCUAUGAUUAUCCUGCAUUAAAUUACCACAGAGGGCGUGUAUCUCAAUGAUAAUGUGCUGCUCUAAAUUGACUUUGUUUGUGUCCGUCUGCCCCAGCAGCUGCCGAUUUGGAAACGGUGAACUCCAGCUUUUUCUGCAAACCCGACUGAAAUCUCACAAACUGUGGUUAAAACAAACACAACUGUGCCUUGUGUGUGAUCAGGAAUUAAAAAAGACAUUUCAGGGUAAA
This is a messenger RNA of Larimichthys crocea (large yellow croaker), 3445 nucleotides long. It is a transcript of the gene mtrr, whose product is annotated as 5-methyltetrahydrofolate-homocysteine methyltransferase reductase. Gene Ontology annotation, molecular function: [methionine synthase] reductase (NADPH) activity; flavin adenine dinucleotide binding; FMN binding. Gene Ontology annotation, biological process: homocysteine metabolic process. The coding region runs from base 147 to 2393 and encodes 748 amino acids. The record is from RefSeq and is a predicted model, not a curated record. The transcript is spliced from 15 exons. Lineage: Eukaryota; Metazoa; Chordata; Actinopteri; Sciaenidae. Gene Ontology annotation, cellular component: cytosol.